Molecule: messenger RNA, 1981 nt
Organism: Alosa alosa (allis shad)
Lineage: Eukaryota; Metazoa; Chordata; Actinopteri; Clupeiformes; Clupeidae
Product: solute carrier family 2, facilitated glucose transporter member 11-like
Exons: 11
Coding region: 143-1738 (531 amino acids)
Biological process (GO): monosaccharide transmembrane transport
Cellular component (GO): membrane
Molecular function (GO): hexose transmembrane transporter activity
Source: RefSeq, a predicted model, not a curated record
UAAGACAUCAAUACCAGUUUGUUACCUUAAUUUUAGACCUAAUUUGUAAAUGGUUGCCGGACCAGAUUAAACUGCAUAACGGACCACAAUGUGGUUCGCGGGAAUUAGUUUGCCCACCUCUGUCCUAUAAGGUCAUCUGGAUAUGGCUCAGAAUGCAGAUGCUCGAAUGCAGAUAGUCUCGAAUGCAGAUGGUUUCACUUUGGUCAAUAGCCUUUUGCACUCAUUUAACCGACAUGACAAGUAUUUUUUAUGUAUUUUUCAGGGUAAUUCCAGGACACUGGCUUUGAUGGUGACUUGCACAGCCAUAGGGGGAACACUACAAUAUGGUUAUAAUCUUGCUAUUAUGAAUGCACCAACCACUUAUAUUCAGACUUUCAUCAAUGAAACGUUUUUGGAACGAUGGGGCAUGGAAUUGGAGUUGUAUGAGGUCACUCUGAUCUGGACAUUCAUUGUGUCCAUUUUUUCACUCGGAGGACUGACAGGUGCACUGAUUGCUGGACCCAUGUCAAUACGGUUCGGGAGGAAGAAGACAAUGUUGCUGAGCAAUAUCUUCCUUAUGCUGAGUUCACUCUUAGGUCUUACGAGUAGAGCAGCAAAAUCUUUUGAGAUGAUCAUCCUCUCCAGAAUCCUUGUGGGAAUUAAUGCAGGGAUCAGCAUGAAUGUUCAGCCCAUGUAUUUUGGUGAGAGUGCCCCAAAACAUCUCAGAGGAGCAGUAUCACUGUCCUCUGCUGUCUUCACAGCCUUUGGAGUGGUAUUAGGACAGAUUGUUGGUCUCAGGGAGAUCUUGGGCAGCGAGCCAUACUGGCAGUACCUGCUAGCUAGUAAUGCGGUCCCUGGGUUCAUACAGUUGCUCACAUUGCCCUGGUUCCCUGAGAGCCCCCGUUACCUCCUCAUAGACCGUGGGGACAAGGAAGCCUGCUUCGCAGCGCUGAGGCGUCUCAGGGGCUGUGAGGUAACGCCCGUCGAGAUUGAGGAGAUGCUUCAGGAGCAGGCCGAGGCGGAGGGUGUGCGUCCGCGGCGAAUGUGGGAGCUCUUCUCGGACCGUUCGGUCCGCUGGCAGGUCAUCUCCGUGGCUAUCAUCAGCAGUGCUAUGCAGCUCUGUGGUAAUGACUCGAUCUAUUUCUACGCCUACUACGUAUUUCAGGAAGCUGGCAUAGAUCCCAAUGCCAUCCAGUAUAUUACCAUUGGCACGGGCACGUGUGAAUUCACUGCCUGUAUAAUAUCUAGCCUACUGAUUGAGCGACAGGGCCGGCGCUUGCUACUGAUGGGAGGUUACGUCCUGAUGGCAUGCUGGGCUGUGGUGUUCACUGUGGCUCUGUCGUUUGAGCAUAAAGUGACUUGGAUGCCUUACCUCAGCAUGGCCUGCAUCUUUACGUAUAUACUCAGCUUUGGAAUGGGACCAGCUGGUGUAACAGGAGUGCUGCCCACAGAAAUUUUUAACCAGACAGCUCGGCCGGCUGCCUACAUGAUUGCUGGCUCCCUCAUGUGGCUGAACCUGUUCAUUGUGGGGAUGAUUUUCCCCUUCAUUGUGAAUGGACUAGGCCAGUUCUGCUUCGUUCCGUUCUGUGCCGUCUGUGUCCUCACGGCGCUCUACAUUGGCCUGUUUUUGCCUGAGACCAAAGGCAAGACCCUCCCUGUCAUUGCCAGUGAAUUUAACCGGCUCAACUUCCGCAAUCAGGAUAGGACUGGCCAAGCAGAGUACAAACUAGGGGAAGUCCAACACUCCACCGCCCUGUAGUCACAUGCAGACUCACUACUGUAACAAAGCGGUGCAAUCAAAGAUUGUGUCGUGUGACAAUCAAGGAUUUAGUCCUUGAGCCAGACCCCCUAAUUUUGGUCAAUCGGUACCAUUCAAGGGGAAUAAGUCUCAUAGUGAUUUUUGACACGAUACACCACCCUACAAUUAGACAAUAUGUGAUAGCAUUGCAUUUUGGGUAUCUUUUUGUGUUUUAUCAGCCUCUUUAUGUCCAUUGUCUGUCUA